Messenger RNA from Spinacia oleracea (spinach), 756 nucleotides. RefSeq names its product probable small nuclear ribonucleoprotein F. Gene Ontology annotation, cellular component: U1 snRNP; catalytic step 2 spliceosome; pICln-Sm protein complex. Gene Ontology annotation, biological process: spliceosomal snRNP assembly; mRNA splicing, via spliceosome. Gene Ontology annotation, molecular function: RNA binding. The transcript is spliced from 6 exons. NCBI's taxonomy places the organism in Eukaryota, Viridiplantae, Streptophyta, Magnoliopsida, Caryophyllales, Amaranthaceae. The record is from RefSeq and is a predicted model, not a curated record. The coding region runs from base 208 to 474 and encodes 88 amino acids.
AAGAGCCAGGAAACAAAGUUCCAAGCAAAACACAAUUUCCCUCCUUUCGUACACUCUCUUCAUCUCUUGCAGUCUUGCCUAACAAUUUCUCUCUCCUCCACACCGGCGACUUACUCCGUCUACGAAUUCAAUUUUCUACCACAUCUGAGAACCCCCAUCAAUUUCCCUUUUCGCAGGAUUGCAGGACGCUGUUGACCGUAAAACAAAAUGGCUACUGUCCCAGUUAACCCAAAACCUUUCUUGAACAAUUUGACUGGAAAGCCUGUCAUUGUGAAGCUGAAGUGGGGAAUGGAGUACAAAGGUUAUCUUGUGUCAGUUGAUGGGUACAUGAACCUACAGUUGGCAAACACAGAAGAGUAUAUUGAAGGCCAGAAGACUGGAGAUCUUGGGGAGAUUCUCAUCAGGUGCAACAAUGUCUUGUAUCUUCGAGGAGUUCCUGAGGACGAAGAAAUAGAGGAUGCUGACAAAGACUGAAGAAAUAUACGGAGUUACCUUUUUGCUAGGAAUGCAACUGAUGGAUUGUAAUGCAUUAUGCUCGUCUGAGAAGGUUAAUGUUAGGCGCAACAACUAAGGAAUUUUUAGGUGGAUUUGAUACAUUUUAUGUAUAAAAAGUUCACUUAUUAUGAAAAAUAGAAAUUCCUUAUUUGUAAUGAUAGCAAAAUUUUAUGUGUUAUGACUUGUGACAUCCAAAUAAGGGAUUUUCUCAAGUUAUCGGAUAGGGAAUUUUGGGUUUCCUCGUAAUCUUGUUUCCGUAAA